AUUAACCUUUCGACCGAUCGCUGAAGUACGUGCUCUUACCCGAAUGAAUAUAUAAUCAUUUAUGUCAAUGAGUGGACGUAUAAAUUUAAGUGAAUGUAAUCUUGUCGAUGAAACUCUGAUUGAAAAUUCCAUUUGCAAUGAAAUAAGUGAAAAUGAGGCUCACAUCAAGCUUAUGUCGGCAGCAUAUACAGCGAAUGUUUAAAAAGCAUUGGCAUGUUCAACGCAACCGGAGAGUAGCGGAUACUAGGAUGGAAGAUGUCCUCAUAGCCAAAAAUUUGCGAGUUAUUGAUCCAAAAGAACUCUUUAUCAAACCUAAAACGCGUUUAGAUAUAUCAAUUGAACCGUUGGUUCCAAAACCACAUCCCGUCAACAAUAGUCAUCCAGAUUGGCAAGACACACCUUGCCUUAGUUAUCGAGAUGACAAUGUUUUGCUAGAAGGUGAAAAUCAGGCUAUGGUACUAACAAAGACUGUCUUGAUUGCUAAUGAACUUCCUGAGACGGUCAAUAAUUUGAUGAUUGAUCACAAUGAACAAGUAAACAAGCUCGUUCUGAGAGCAUUACAUACUUCCCAUAUAUUCGAUGCUCAUCAAGAACUUUUGCCCAAACGAAAAGAUCCUGCAAGACCAGCAUGGGUAUUUCCUCGUGAAUACGGAAUAACUGAUUUGAGAAGGACACGGUACAUAUCGCAAAACUUAUUCCAACUUUGUGAAUCCUUAAGCGGUCCGCAAGUAGCUUUUGAACGAAAUUUGAUUCAUAAUGGGAUUGUCAAAGUUCCAAUUGAGAAAGAUGGGAAUUUACUUCAGUUUACUCUAAGAGCUGAUUUACUGUUGGCUUCUACAAGUCCCUUGAAAGCAAUAGGAAGCAAAGAAGAUGGAAACCACAUUAAUUUGCCUGAUCUUUACCCUAUUGAUUCAACGAUAACCCUGAAGCCUGAAAAUGUCUACAAGCUUCAAAAUCUGUAUCCACUUGACAAAAAGUCUCAAUGGAUGAAUGCACACACAAUAUUCAUUUACUAUGAUCCAUCAGAAGUGAAGAACUUAUAUGAAACACCAGUAACUGAAACACAAAUUUUCGGUCGCUCGUUACUCAAGUCAUUUGCUGUGGCAGCAUCAUACGCGAGGCAACGCUUUGGGGAUGAGAUUGUCAGUUUGCCAGAACCUGUCGUUAUACAGUGCAUUCACUCUGAUGGAAAAUUCUUCCACUUUUCGGUUUUCCAACUGAAUACAUUAGACCUGAAUGGCUCUGACGGUGAGAAGAAUUUAUGGUGGUCUAGUCCGAAAAUUCUACUAUUUGAAAGAGCUGGAUAUGAUGUUGGUAAACCAAUAAUAGAGAAGUACAAUCCUGAAGUCUUCAAAAGAAUAUUUGCAUUUUACAGUAACAAUUAAUUUAAUUUUAACUCUUCAUAUGUCUUAAGUCUGUAUAUAAUUGUCAUAUCACAUGAUACAAAUAUAGCAAUAGCUGAGAAUGAAA
Athalia rosae (coleseed sawfly) is the source of this 1470-nucleotide messenger RNA. RefSeq names its product 39S ribosomal protein L37, mitochondrial (gene mRpL37). The transcript has 7 exons. The record is from RefSeq and is a predicted model, not a curated record. NCBI's taxonomy places the organism in Eukaryota, Metazoa, Arthropoda, Insecta, Hymenoptera, Athaliidae. Gene Ontology annotation, cellular component: ribosome; mitochondrion. Gene Ontology annotation, biological process: translation. The coding region runs from base 153 to 1385 and encodes 410 amino acids. Gene Ontology annotation, molecular function: structural constituent of ribosome.